CGCACAAAGAAAUCGUGAAAAUAGCUGAACUGUUCAACCAUUCGAUGCGUUCUUCCAGUGGCGUAAUUUAGGCUCGGCUUAUUUCUUCUCGCGUAGGAUAAAACUGCUCUUUAAACAAACAUGAAACAAUACUUUUGUUUUUCGCAUCAUUACUUUAACCGCACCAACUAGAUGGCGCAGUACGCCGCCCUAUUAAGGCGUCCACGUUAUGGUUUAGACGCUUACAUAGUCUACACUUCACGUAUACUAUGUGUUCAUGUAUCUAUCCACACCGCUCUUAUUCAGCGUGACUGGGAGAACUCGAGCGCUCGAUCUCUCAGUGGCGUUUAAUUAAUUCUAUUAAUCAGUUUGUGCCUGUCCGAGACAGCUGCCAUUGUGGCCGAUGUGGUGCUCGCAAACUUGUGCUGCCGUCUGCCAUGCUGCACUUUCUCGGAACAUGGGAUACCGUCAAGAAGAUCGUGACCUCAGCAAGGAGUGAUAUCAGCUGUUUUCGGUGAACCUUGGGCAGUCCAUGAAUCGCUGCUAACUCGUGUUUCGGUGCUGACUGGAUCUUACGCGCCUGAUAUCGUAAAGCAUGACCUCCCAGAACUAACUACGGAUAGGAGGGUUGGAUUGCCGGACGCUAAAACCCCAGCGUCCAAGAUGCAUCGGAUCCUCGCAGGAAUCGCAAAGUCCGAUCACCCCGAAGAUGUGAAGCAGAAUCUAAUCGAAAAGAAGCUGAUACCGGCAGCGUCUCAGCCAAUGGCUCCCGACGACUGCGAGUCGCUGCUAGAGGUUUCGUGGAGCCUUGCUACCACUGGAGAGACAGAAUUCCUUCAGAAUGGGGGCAUUUCGGUUUUCACAGCAUUCUGUGAACAUCACAAGAGUGCACUGGCGCAGUUCUUCACCCAGUCUCACCUCAUCACGGCCCUUACUUCACCAGGAGUCAUUCACAAAGACAGGAUGCUCCAGCUGCUCACGGGAGUGCUGUCCCAGAUGGAGCAGGAGCCCGUCUUUCCCAAGCUGUGCUGCGUCGUGCAGACGCGCUGCAUCAGCCUGCUCAAGGAGACGUGCGGCUCGCUCUCCGUCUGCUGCUCCAUGGUCGUCAUGCUGGAACGCUUCCCCCAGUGCCUCCCAAAGGAGGAAUUCCGGGGCAAACUGUGUUCAGUGCUGACCCAGUGCAUCGUGGCUUCGCCGUGUCCUUCCCAAGCGCAAGACCUCAAGCCUUACAUAACGGACAUCAACCGCGUGUCCACGUUCCUCAAGUCUGUGUGGACACUUUCGGAGCCAUCGCUACGGAGAACGCUUGAAACUGUCUCGGUCAUACUGACCAGCAAAAAUGAGAAGUUUUCAUCAGCUUUGGCGGCCAUUGUUGAUCUGCUCCCGUCCAGCCUGGUCCCCGCCGCCACGAGUUCACUGAGCAGGAGCCUGGCGGGCGGCGUCGACGUGGAGCCCCUGGUGCUGGCGUCGGAGCGGCUGCUGGCCUGCCUCAGCUGGCCCGGCACCUCGAUGGUCCACGUCUGGGUCCUGGCCGCCCUUCAGGGGUUCCUCUCCAUGGGGCGCUUCGGCGCCGUCCGAGACCUCUUCGAAUCCCAAGUCAAGUCGGUGUUCGUCAGAGUGACUCACCCGCUGACGCGCAAGUGUGCGUUUCCGGUCCUUUCCUUCAUGCUGCUCUCCUAUCAGCACUCGCCCUCCCUCUUUCACAAGGUUGUGCCCGACGUGCCCCAGCUGAUGAAGUUACUGAAGAAGGAGAAAAACGACGACGCCGCCCUGGAGGUCGCCAGUUUGUCCCAGACCCUUAUGUACGUCCACUCUGGCUUCCCGGAUCUGUACGAUCCCGUCUUGGACGCACUCAAGGAGUUUCCGUCGCCUCGCCAAGAAGAGAUGCAGAACCUUCUGGCGAUGUACCGCAUGGACGUGCCGCAGAAGUACGUGGGGGGCAUUGUCGGGGACGUCUCGACAGUGUCUCGGCGGGAGGACGAGCUCGUGGGACUCGUGAAUCUGGGCAACACGUGCUACGCCAACAGCGUGCUCCAGGCACUCUACAUGACCUCGCGGUUACGAAACGAGCUUCUCCAAACCAACAGCAUUCCAGCAGGAACAAACUUGAAGAGGCUACAGGAACUUUUCGCUUUCCUGAUGUUGUCGCAGCGCCCCGCCGUGUCUCCCGAGAGCUUCCUGAGCAAGUCGAGGCCGUCGUGGUUCGAGUGGGGCGAGCAACAGGACUGCUCGGAGUUCCUGAGGUUCCUCGUCGACUCUCUGCAUGAAGAGCACAGGGCUCACCGUUUGUGGCGGCCCGCCGCUGACCCCAAAAGUGGCGGCGCCUCCGCCGCCGCCGGUCGGACUCUCGUCGAGGAGGUGUUCGGGGGUUCAGUGAAGACGACGUACCACUGCCUGACAUGCGGUCGCGACAGCGUCAACGAGGAAGCCAUCAUGGACCUCCACCUGGCGUUUCCGGAGGGGUCGGUGACCAAGGACGGCGGCGGCGCGGACGCCAAGUCGGGUCAGAGGAGGCUGGCGAGCAAGGAGGGCGGUGGCGAGGAGGCGGCGGCGCCACCGAGGCCGCUCUCGGUGGAGGACCUGCUGGAGAGUUACUUUGAGCCGGAGAGCAUGGAGGGAGACAACAAGUACCACUGCAAUGCCUGCGGCGCACUGAGGGACGCCCGGCGAACGGUGGCGCUCGCCGAACCUCCCAGACACCUCAUCCUGACCCUGAUGCGUUUCUCGUACGACAACGCCACGCGGACGCGCUCGAAGAUUCUGCACAACGUGGCCUACCCCAAACUCCUGGUGCUACCCGAAAACUGUGGCUUGGCGGAAAGGGCGGCCUACGCCCUCUACGCCGUGGUGGUCCACUCGGGGACUUCGGCGGAUCGGGGCCACUACUACACUUACGCGCGACACUCCAGCCAGGAAUCGCUGUCCCCGCGGAAGUCCGCCUACCGGGCGAGCACCAGCGACCUCGAUCCCCUGUCGAAGAAGUGGUACCUGUUCAACGACAGCCGGGUCUCCAACGCCUCCUACGCUACCUUCGAGACGCUGACCCGCCGUUUCCCCAAGGACACCGCCUACGUGCUCUUCUACAAGCACGUCAACUCGUCCCUGGCCUAUCAGGAGGCGGCCCCGACGUCCGACGACGUCCAUGUUUCCCUCAGGAGCCUCGUCGAGCUCGACAACACCAAGUACUUGGAGGAACAAGAGGCCAAGAGCAAGCGUGCACGAUUUUCAUACAGUCGGACCAAUCACAACGGGGACUUCUCCGAAGGCGGUCCCUCUCCGCCCUCGGGAGGCUGCGGAGGCGGCAUGGGUGGCGGUCUGGGCGACUUCCCACGUGUCGUCUUCUAACGCCCCCCAACGAACUGACUUUGCACACUGGAGUCCGGCAUCAUUCUCGUUUGCGAGCGAGCCAAAUUAAAAGAGCGGCCUUUUCAGCAAUUUCUACGCCUGUAUGCCAGGGUCGUGUGUGAUUGGUCCUUGUCGGUUUGAGAUGGUCUAUUCGGUUGGGUCUUGUAUCCAGUGUUUUUUCAAACAGCGUUAAAGGAACAGGGUUUGUUUCUUUUUAUGUAGCAAUGAACCAAUCAGGACAGUGCUUAAUCGCAACAAUGUGUAAAAAGGAUGUUUGAGAGACCCAGAAGACGGUCAUAAACUUGUGGAUCACACAGAUUUGACAAUGAUUUUUUUUUUCUUCUGUAGAUAUAUACACAAGAUGAGUGGUUGCGUUUUUGUUAAUUUAUUUUUUGGUAAUCUGUAAAUACCCCUUUGGCCUUUACAGUUCUAACUUGUUCUUCAUUUGUAUUGUUUGUUUGUUUUUGUUGAGCUUUUGCUGACUGCCUGCCUUUUUUUGGAUACUGUCGUAAAUAAACAUUUGAUAUGGUUGGAUUGGAGCAUG
Molecule: messenger RNA, 3868 nt
Organism: Ixodes scapularis (black-legged tick)
Lineage: Eukaryota; Metazoa; Arthropoda; Arachnida; Ixodida; Ixodidae
Gene: DUBAI
Product: ubiquitin carboxyl-terminal hydrolase 35
Exons: 15
Coding region: 643-3324 (893 amino acids)
Biological process (GO): protein deubiquitination
Cellular component (GO): nucleus; cytosol
Molecular function (GO): cysteine-type deubiquitinase activity; cysteine-type endopeptidase activity
Source: RefSeq, a predicted model, not a curated record